UCACAAGGCAACAGCAUUUGAUAACUACACUAAAUCAGGGAGUUACUUCACGUGUAGUUUUUAUCUUGACAGAUUAAGUAAGGAGGGUGAUGUUAGGGAAUGAAUCCAAUAUUCCUUACAUAGUUUUAAUAAGUUUUAGUCAUCACCAUAGCUAAACAAGAUUUGAAAAUUGAAGCUAGCCGGCCGGCUGCUGGCCAGUUGCAGAACGGCAUUAGUCAACGGUGUAUGCAUAAAUCUCACCAUUUGUAGGACUUAGGGGGCUCCAAAAGGUACACGGAGAGCAGGUACAUAAAAAAAACUAUGUUUGAAUGAUCAUCGUCAUAGAGAAGCUAGCAAGGAAUCAAUGGAAUUGAACGGCAAAUGGCUUAGGCAAAGCUUUUGGUGGUUUGCUUCCAUGCAUACAUGAUGUAUAUAAAUAUGGGUUUUGUUCAUUCUCAGCCUGCUGGUUCUCCCAUUCGUAGUCAAGCUAAGCUCUGCUGCUAAUUCCGAAGACGUCCAUGGCCGCAAGGUACUUCUUCUACUGCUUCACUACAAUGCAUGAUUGCCCAUUAGUUAUCAGCUUUCCUAAGAUUAAUGCGUGUAUUUUGUACUGCACAACUUUGUCAGAGAUUUAUUGUGUACAUGGGAGGACGACCAGUUAAUGUUGCUGGGGAGCUAUCUGUAGCUUCCCUUCACGUCAGUAUGAUACAGAGUGUAGUUGGCAGGUACGUGCUUCCAAAUUCUCAUUAGUCGUUAGGAGAAAAAAACGACUACUCUACUCAUUUAUGUAGCUUACCUAGCUGCUUUUAAUGGCAAAAAUGGAUGGAUGCAGCAGCAACUUCUCCCAGGAUCUACUGGUGAAAAGCUUCAAGAGGAGCUUUCAUGGGUUUGUUGUCAAGUUAACUGAUAAUGAAGCACAAAAGAUUGCCUCACAAGCAGGAGUAGUAUCCAUUUUUCGCGACGAAAGCUAUCAACUCCAGACGACAAGGUCAUGGGACUUCAUCGGAUUCCCUCAAAAUGUUGAAAGACUAGCUCUUGAACGUGACAUCAUCAUCGGGAUGCUGGACACCGGAAUUUGGCCGGAAUCCGAGUCCUUCAACGAUGUAGGGCUCGGUCCACCUCCAGCCAGAUGGAAAGGAAUCUGCCAAUCUUCCUCCAACUUCACUUGCAACAAUGCCGGGCAGCCGCCGCCGGCGGGCGAGUUCGCAUCGCCUCGAGAUUCUAAAGGCCAUGGAACCCACACCGCAUCCACGGUCGCCGGAGGGCUCGCUCCGGGUGCCAGCCUCGACGGGUUCGGCAACGGAACAGCUCGAGGCGGAGUUCCAUCGGCUCGAAUUACUGUCUACAAAAUCUGUCUCCCUGAGCCCAUCGGCUGCCUUGCCUCGAGCAUUCUGGCGGCCUUCGACGAUGCAAUCGCCGAUGGGGUCGACAUCAUCUCGCUUUCAGCCGGGGCUUCUUCCGCCACGGAUUACUUCCAAGAUCCCAUAGCAAUCGGAGCUUUCCACGCCAUGAAAAAUGGCAUCCUGACCUCGAAUGCCGGCGGUAACGCCGGUCCUGACCGGGGAACCAUGGGUAAUGUCUCUCCCUGGUCGCUCUCCGUGGCAGCUAGCACCAUUGAUCGCAGGUUUGUCACUCAAGUGCAGCUUGGAAACAACAUUAGUUACCAGGGUGUUUCUAUCAAUAUGUUUGACUUGAACGGCACAAUGUUCCCUCUCGUUUAUGCUGGAUAUGUCCCAAACACCAGUUUGAACUUCACUGGUUUGGAAUCCAGGCUCUGCCUUAACAACUCCUUGGAUCCACGUCUGGUGAAAGGGAAGAUUGUUCUUUGUGCCAAGGGGGAUAGAGAAGUACCAUUUCAGGCAGGUGCAGUUGGCAGUGUGAUGCCAGGUUUUCAGGACGUGGCUGAUCUGUUUCCUAUCCCUGCAUCUCAGCUUCCUGUUCAGGACAUUGGCCAAGUCUUGACCUAUAUUAACAGAAACAGCAAUGCAACUGCUACCAUAAGGAGAAGUACAGAAGCCAAGGAUAAGUUGGCAUCAAUGAUUGCUGUCUUUUCAUCAAGGGGUCCAAAUACAAUCACUCCUGAUAUUCUCAAGCCAGAUAUAGCCGCACCAGGAGUAGACAUUCUAGCGGCUUGGUCUCCAGUGAGUCCUAUAACCGAGUUACCAGCAGAUCUUAGAUUCUCUGCUUACAACAUCAUCUCAGGAACAUCAAUGGCUUGUCCGCAUGCAACCGGCGCUGCUGCUUAUGUCAAAUCCUUUCACCCCACAUGGUCCCCUUCUGCUAUCAAGUCUUCCCUCAUGACCACAUCUUCUCCAAUGAGUUCUGAGGCCACCCCUGAUGCUGAACUUGCCUAUGGAGCAGGGCAACUUAACCCUGUCAAGGCUGUGAAUCCUGGGCUGAUAUAUGAUGCUGAACCAAUAGACUAUGUUAAGUUCUUAUGUGGACAAGGCUACAGCACAAGGGUGUUGCGGCUUGUAACCGGAGAUCGGUCUGCUUGUUCUCAGGCGAUCAAUCAGACAGUUUUUGAGCUGAACUACCCCUCUUUUGCCCUUCCGGUCUCGGGUUCUUCAAGAAAUGUCAGCAGAGCCUAUAAGAGGGUUGUGACUAAUGUUGGGGCAGCAAAUUCCAGUUAUAAGGCGAUAGUGAGUGCCCCACCUGGGCUGAAGAUUCAUGUGACUCCUGGUUUACUAUCUUUCAAUUCUCUUGGCGAGAAGAAGUUGUUUACCUUGAGUAUUGAAGGAGCCAUGGCUGGGAACAUAAGCUCGGCAUCUUUGACGUGGGAUGAUGGAGAGCAUCGAGUGAGGAGUCCAAUUGCUGUGUUUUCAGCCGUGUUUUAAGACACAUUGACUGAGCUGGCCAAGUGAAGUGCAAGCUGCAGAAGACUGACGGAAAGUACGGAUAUUAGUUCAUGAGUCAUAUUGAUAGUUGAUUUUCAUAUGGGGAAAGGAUUCCAAGUUCAAUCUUAUGUUGCUGUAAUCGUUUUUUUAGAUUAGAUGUAAUAACGAAUUAGAUGCGGAGAUGUGGGUAGGACUCAGGAUUACCUGAUGCGAUCCAUUGUUUUAACCUAUGGUUGAUGCUGAUGUCUGUAAUAGGUAAGUGUCCUCUCUUUUGUCAUACAUAUAAUUUGUUCCAGGUCUGGUCGUUA
Molecule: messenger RNA, 3124 nt
Organism: Linum trigynum
Lineage: Eukaryota; Viridiplantae; Streptophyta; Magnoliopsida; Malpighiales; Linaceae
Source: the annotation of a GenBank genome assembly